This is a messenger RNA of Penaeus chinensis, 579 nucleotides long. Its product is annotated as plasminogen activator inhibitor 2-like. The record is from RefSeq and is a predicted model, not a curated record. The coding region runs from base 208 to 543 and encodes 111 amino acids. NCBI's taxonomy places the organism in Eukaryota, Metazoa, Arthropoda, Malacostraca, Decapoda, Penaeidae. The transcript has 2 exons.
CAAGACGAGGUCGUGCGUCCGCCUCCUCCCGCGCGUUGCCGUCCGCUCCACGUCGAUCGGGUCUUGCGAGCUGCUAGUGGCGCUGGAACUAUUUAUAAGAGAAAGCGUGAGCGGGUUUUUUUUCUUCAUCUGAAGUAUAUGUCUUGCUCUAUGAACUCCAGCGUGUGGAUUUUAUAUUUGUCUGUGACGUAGUUAUAACUGUGAAUCAUGAAGCUGUUGCUCGUGGCGGCGCUGUUCGGCCUGGCGGUGCGGGUGUGUCCCCAGUGCAUUUCGCAAUUCGACGACAUGAUUCCCCCAAACUUCGCCGACCUCAGCUACAUCCUGCCGUUCAGUCUGAGGUUGUUCAAGGAACUCGUCCCUCACUCCGGCAACUUCCUCAUCUCGCCCUACAGCAUCUGGAAUGCCCUCGUCAUGGCCUAUCUGGGCACGAACGGCGAGACCAAGACGCAGAUGGAGAAAGUGCUGCAACUGAGCAACAAGGUGGAGGCUCUGGCUCUGUACAGGUCGUUCUCGCAGCAUAUUAAGCAGUGCGUAUUGUCAUGAGUUCGGUUUGUUUAUCUGUAUUUCGGUUACAUAGGC